Messenger RNA from Oncorhynchus gorbuscha (pink salmon), 1609 nucleotides. RefSeq names its product monocarboxylate transporter 2-like. Gene Ontology annotation, molecular function: monocarboxylic acid transmembrane transporter activity. The transcript has 4 exons. The record is from RefSeq and is a predicted model, not a curated record. NCBI's taxonomy places the organism in Eukaryota, Metazoa, Chordata, Actinopteri, Salmoniformes, Salmonidae. Gene Ontology annotation, cellular component: membrane. The coding region runs from base 1 to 1479 and encodes 492 amino acids. Gene Ontology annotation, biological process: transmembrane transport; monocarboxylic acid transport.
AUGUCCCCUGCACCAGCAUCUAUUCUGCGGGACACCCCUCCGGACGGGGGCUGGGGCUGGGCCGUGGUGUUUGGGGCCUUCAUCUCUAUCGGCUUCUCGUAUGCCUUCCCCAAAGCCCUCACUGUCUUCUUCAAAGACAUCCAGCUGAUCUUCGGUGCCUCCUACAGCCAGAUUGCAUGGAUUUCUUCCAUCAUGCUGGCAGCAAUGUAUGCCGGUGGACCUAUCAGCAGUAUUCUGGUCAAUCGCUAUGGAAGCCGGCCUGUGGUCAUAGCUGGCGGAGUGAUGUGUGGCAUUGGUAUGGUAACUGCUUCUUUUGGCAAUACCAUUACGCAUUUGUACAUAUGCGUAGGAGUCGUUGGAGGAUUUGGUCUUUCUUUUAACCUCCAGCCAUCCGUCACCAUCAUUGGAAAGUACUUCCAGGUCAAGAGGCCGUUAGCUAAUGGGCUGGCCAUGGCAGGAAGUCCAGUCUUCCUCUGUACCUUAGCACCUAUCAACCAGUUCCUGUUUAACCAAUUUGGCUGGAGGGGCAGUUUCUUCAUCCUGGGAGCUCUGCUGCUCAACUGCUGUGUUGCCGGCUCUCUCAUGAGGCCCAUUUGUCCAAAGCCAACUGGAGGCCAACUCACGCAGACAAACGGAACCCCAAAGAAACCUCCCACUGACCGGUCUGAGGCCCAGGUGAAUGGACACAACACACAGCUGGAGAAAGGCUGUUUGGAAAACUUCAACAAGUUUCUGGACCUCUCGCUCUUCAAACACAGGGGUUUUCUGAUCUACAUCGUAGGGAACGCGGUGAUGUUCUUUGGUUUCUUCGCCCCUGUAGUGUUCCUGGCCCCUUACGCCCUGAGCCAUGGCUUCGACGAGUAUUCUUCUGCCUUCCUCUUGUCCAUCAUGGGCUUCGUAGACAUGUUUGCCAGGCCGUUGACAGGGCUGAUGGCUAACACUAAGUGGAUCAGGCCCAGGAUACAGUACUUCUUCAGCUUUGCCAUCAUCUAUAAUGGUUUAUGCCACCUUCUGUGUCCCUUGGCCAGUGGAUAUGGGGGGCUGGCGGCCUACUCAGUGUUCUUUGGCAUAGCAUUUGGAAUGGUGUGUGCCCUGCUGUUUGAGACGCUUAUGGACCUGGUGGGGCCUCAGCGGUUCUCCAGUGCAGUGGGACUGGCCACCAUCAUAGAGUGCUGCCCCGUACUCCUGGGACCACCUAUUGGAGGAGCCUUGGUGGACACCUUUGGCGACUACAAGUACCUGUACCUCAUGUGUGGAGCGGUGAUGGUGUUCGCAGGACUCUUCCUCUUUGUUAUGAAUAUCUACAACUACAGGAUGCUGGAGCGGGAGAGGAGGCAGGAGGAGGGACAGGUAGAGGAGGGCUGUGAGAGCCAGGAGCAGGACCAGGAGCAGGGCCUGGGACUGAGGGAGAGGGGAGAGCCCUCCUCAGAGGAGCAAGGAGAGGCAGGGAAGGAGGCUAAGAAGCAACAGAUCCCCUAGGGAAACGAAUCAGAAGCGGAAGAGACUAAAUUAAGCCAUGCAUGAUACCACUGUUUACAAGUACACUCUCAUAUAUUGAUGCCAGUAUAUCAGUAUAUAGGCCUACCCAAUACUGUAUAUAGUCCACCCG